AUGAGUAUCACUCAAACAUACUACCUCGCCCACGCCGCCCGCAAGAAGCUCACCCGGGAGGCUUCUCGGGCGGACCAUGACUUGCGCCUCUUGGUUGGUCAUGCCAACCUCCUCGACUCCUUGAUGCUGGAACUUGCCGAUGCCGAACAAGAGCAAGAACGUUGGUUUAACCAGACCGUCCACGGCGUGACCAAGGGCUCCCCAUCUGAAUCCCGUCACAUCCAAUGGGCCGAAAGCGUGGUGGAGGAUCCCGAAGAGGACUGGGAUCCGGAAGAUGUUUCCGACUCCGACCUGAGUGACGAUUCUGACUUGGAGGAAGACGACUAUGAACCUGCCUACACACCUGUUCGUCGGCGAGCCCCAUCGCCGGUGGCCAUUGUCCGAGAGAAAGAAAUUGAGGAAGACUACGACUCCGACUCCGACUCGGACUUUGAAUACGAUGAUGCAGAGGACUUGGAGGAGCUGACUUUGACCCGGUCUCCAUCACGACAGACUCCACCGGAGCUGUCGUCCGAUUCCGAUGAGGAGUCCGAGGAGGAAUCAAUGCCUCCAUCCCCCCCGCAACCCACCCUGGACACUUUCUCUGAGAAGCAAGCCGAAGCGACCGAACUUCCACUGUCGGGAAAUGGAUUUGAAGACGGGUAUUACGUAUCGAACGGCUCGCAGAAUGCGAUUAUUGAGGCGUACUAA
Messenger RNA from Aspergillus pseudotamarii, 690 nucleotides. RefSeq lists its product as uncharacterized. Lineage: Eukaryota; Fungi; Ascomycota; Eurotiomycetes; Eurotiales; Aspergillaceae. The transcript has a single exon. The coding region runs from base 1 to 690 and encodes 229 amino acids. The record is from RefSeq and is a predicted model, not a curated record.